Cimex lectularius (bed bug) is the source of this 1398-nucleotide messenger RNA. RefSeq names its product cAMP-dependent protein kinase type I regulatory subunit (gene Pka-R1). Bases 272 to 1393 code for a protein of 373 amino acids. Gene Ontology annotation, cellular component: cAMP-dependent protein kinase complex. The record is from RefSeq and is a predicted model, not a curated record. Gene Ontology annotation, molecular function: cAMP-dependent protein kinase regulator activity. Gene Ontology annotation, biological process: regulation of protein phosphorylation. The transcript has 5 exons. NCBI's taxonomy places the organism in Eukaryota, Metazoa, Arthropoda, Insecta, Hemiptera, Cimicidae.
CUGUGAUAGUCCAUCAAUCACAAUCGAAAGCUGUUUGACCCAGUCUAUCAGAAUACCAGGGCGAUCCCGUUUUCCGAGGGUGGUCCUUUUUCAAUCCGACGGCCUGGGUGUUUUUCUUUCCCGUUUUUCCUCAAAUCCACGGAUCGCCCGUCGAAAGGCGCAGUAGUCCAACCUCGGACCCCCGUUCUUCAGAAAAACCUCUUCUAAUCCGCGUCAAAUCCGCUCUCCGGGCGUCACGAUUGAAUUCUACCUGGAACGGCUUGUCGCGAGGAUGGCGAGCAACCCUCAGGAAGAACAGCGGCUCCGCGAGUGCGAAGAGUACGUGCAGAGGCACUCGAUUCAACAAGUACUCAAAGAGUGCAUCGUCCAGCUCUGCGUCUCCAGGCCGGACAAUCCGAUCGCCUUCCUCAGGGAGUACUUCCAGAAGUUAGAAAGGGAGCAGGCCGCCCAGGACGCUAAACAGCAGGUGACGUCGGUAGAAGACACCGAAGACCUGUCACCACUGCCCAACACGGUGCAGCAGCCAGCCCGGAGGAGAGGAGGCAUCUCGGCGGAGCCCGUUACCGAGGAAGACGCCACCAGCUAUGUCAAAAAGGUGGUACCCAAGGAUUACAAGACGAUGGGCGCUCUUGCGAAAGCGAUAGCGAAAAACGUCCUCUUCUCCCACUUGGACGAAAACGAGCGGUCUGACAUCUUUGACGCCAUGUUCCCGGUCAACUUCCUCCCGGGCGAGACGAUCAUCCAACAGGGCGAUGAAGGCGACAACUUCUACGUCAUCGACCAGGGCGAGGUUGAGGUGUACGUGAACAACGAGCUGGUCACGACGAUCGGCGAGGGUUCGAGCUUCGGCGAACUGGCACUCAUCUACGGCACACCCAGGGCGGCCACAGUCAAGACCAAGACGGCUGUCAAGCUCUGGGGUAUCGACAGGGACUCCUACAGGCGGAUACUCAUGGGCUCGACCAUCAGGAAGAGGAAGAUGUACGAGGGCUUCUUGUCUAGAGUGUCCAUCCUGGAGAGUCUUGACAAGUGGGAAAGGCUGACAGUGGCCGAUGCGCUCGAGACCGUCUCCUUCUCCGACAACGAGGCCAUAGUCAAGCAGGGCGAGCCCGGAGACGACUUCUACAUCAUCGUCGAAGGAACCGCCCUCGUCCUCCAGUGCCGAGGAGAAGGCGACUCUUCUGUUGAAGUCGGCAAACUCGGACCUUCAGAUUACUUUGGUGAGAUUGCUCUCCUUCUGGACAGACCUCGAGCUGCGACUGUGAUCGCCAAAGGGCCGCUGAAAUGCGUCAAACUGGACCGGGCAAGAUUCGAAAGGGUGCUAGGCCCGUGCGCAGACAUCCUGAAACGCAACAUCACCCAGUAUAACAGCUUCGUCUCGCUAUCCGUCUAACUCGU